Molecule: messenger RNA, 2937 nt
Organism: Acanthopagrus latus (yellowfin seabream)
Lineage: Eukaryota; Metazoa; Chordata; Actinopteri; Spariformes; Sparidae
Product: BTB/POZ domain-containing protein 10-like
Exons: 8
Coding region: 186-1910 (574 amino acids)
Biological process (GO): positive regulation of phosphorylation
Cellular component (GO): cytoplasm
Molecular function (GO): protein binding
Source: RefSeq, a predicted model, not a curated record
GAUUCAGUCAAGCACGCGGCCAUUCACAGUUUAAGGUCCCUCCGGUGACUCUGAAUGACUCGCCGGUGCACGUCUCCCUCGCCUUGUAGACACAUUUAGAGGUUUUGGUCGAAGCGAUUGGAUUUUACCAGCGAGUGAAAGUCCAGCUCGAGUGUGUGAAACGAUGCUGAUGAAGUUGGAAAGUAAUGAGCGAGGAUGCUGAAGCUGCCGGGAAGCCCGCUUUGUUCGGAGGAGCGCAAGGCUUUUGUGCCGCUGUCAUCCCGCAGCUCAUCCCCUGCUGCUUUGUCUUCACUUGGCCCUCUGAUACCGACCGCAGUGACCGACAGUGUGGCUUGUCAGUAUUGGACUGCAACCAUCACACGCAGCAGGUCAGCACCAUGAGUCUGUACGGGGCCGGGGCCAGCAAUGGUGCUGUUGGAGGAGCAAGAGAGAGAGUAGGAGCAGAACAUUACCGGGAGCAACGGCGACGCUCCAGCGACCGCUCACGUGACUCCUCCCAUGAGAGAGGGGAGAGUCAGCUGACGCCCUGCAUCAGGAAUGUUACUUCUCCCACUCGGCAGCAUGAUCGUGAACGUGGCGACGGAGGCUCGUCCUCAAGAUCCUCCAGUCCACGACCUCCCAGGGUUUCUCUUCCGUAUUCCCAUUUUGGAGGGGCCAUGAUCGGGGGACACAUACCUCGAGCUCUUGUUCCUCCUGGAGCAGAGCACCACUCCAAGACAGUUGGCCAAGGACUGUGUGAUAUGAUCUAUGUGUAUGACCUCAGCAGUAAAGAGGGGCAUCGCAGUGGACUGAGAUUGGGAGAAAGAGUAACGCUCAUUGUGGACAAUACAAGAUUUGUGGUGGAUCCCGCCAUCUUCACAGCUCAACCGAACACCAUGCUGGGCAGGAUGUUUGGUUCUGGGCGGGACAACAACUUCACACGGCCCAAUGAAAAAGGAGAGUUUGAGGUGGCUGACGGGAUCAGCUCCACUGUGUUCCGAGCCAUUCUGGAUUACUACAAGUCGGGGAUUAUCCGUUGCCCUGAUGGCGUUUCCAUUCCCGAGCUGAGGGAGGCAUGUGACUACCUCUGCAUCUCCUUCAACUACAGCACCAUCAAGUGCAGAGACCUCAGCGCCCUGAUGCACGAGCUCUCUAACGACGGGGCCCGGCGUCAGUUUGAGUGUUACCUGGAGGAGAUGGUGCUGCCGCUGAUGGUGGCCAGUGCUCAGAGUGGAGAGAGGGAGUGUCACGUGGUGGUGCUGACUGAUGACGAUGUGGUGGACUGGGAUGAAGAGUACCCGCCACAGAUGGGAGAGGAAUACUCACAGAUCAUCUACAGCACCAAACUGUACCGCUUCUUCAAGUACAUCGAGAACAGAGACGUGGCCAAAUCAGUGCUGAAGGACAGAGGACUGAAGAAGAUCCGACUGGGAAUAGAAGGAUAUCCAACCUAUAAAGAGAAAGUGAAGCGGCGUCCUGGAGGUCGUCCAGAGGUCAUCUACAACUACGUCCAGCGUCCUUUCAUCCGCAUGUCCUGGGAGAAGGAGGAAGGGAAGAGCCGCCAUGUGGAUUUUCAGUGUGUCAAGUCCAAGUCCAUUACCAACCUGGCUGCGGCCGCCGCCGACAUUCCCCAGGACCAGCUGGUGGUCAUGCAGCCUACAGGGCCGCAGGUGGACGAGCUGGACACUCUGCCGCAGCCACCAGGCGUCAACGACCCCUACCAGCUGCCGCUCGGCCAGGGGCCAGAGAGCAACGCUGGCCCUCAGCUAUCGCAGGGCUACGAAGGCCUGAACCAGCAGGCUCAGGACAGUCCGAGUCAGGCGGCACACGGCCUGGCCCACGGCAACCAGCAGCAGCAGCAGGGCGGCAGCCACACUCAGGCCACGUACCACUACGAGCCGGACCCCGACACACCGUCACCCUCUGCCUGAGCCAGGCUGCACUGACUCCCUCCUCCACUGCUGUGUUCACACCUACAGCAACAAGGGCCUAAUUUAUCAUUACACCAAGCUCAAACACUAUCACACUGAAAAACUUCCUCUCUGAGCGUCCAUUGAUUGAACUCGCAGUCCCUCUACAAAGUAUAUGAAAAGGUGACAUGGGUAGUUAAGCUAAGCUAAGAAGCACAGAACCUGGUUGGCCUUCAACAGCCAAUAAGCACACAGUUUAACCUCCCAGCAGAAAGUUCAAGCACUUCUGGCCACUUGUUGCUUUCAGUGUGAACACAGACUCUGUUCAAAUACAGCCUGCUCCCACUCCUCUUCCUACUCCUCUUCCUACUCCUACUCCUCCCUACCCCACCUCCUCCUCCUGAGUGGCAAAACACCACUUUGCCUUGUGUUGCACCUCUGCUGCAGCCUCUCUCAGUCAACACAGCGUCCGAAUGAACGAGAAAAGUUUCCAGCCAAGGACGGACGACGCACAUCAGCAGGACUCCUCACCCACCUCAGUUCACUCUUUGUUUUCAUUUAUCUGACCAAAGUGACAGAGUUCAGUUGCAUUCUGUGUGCAUGAUAAAAGACGGAGUGUUGUAUUUCAUUAUAAUGAAGCGUGUGUGUGUGUGUGUGUGUGUGUGUGUGUGUGUGUGUGUGUGUGUGCGCUGCUAGGAUACUGUACCUCACUGGGUACGUGGAUUUCAGUGCCUCUUCAGAGUUUAUUUGGGUGCGAGUUAAGUUGGCUGUGAACAUUCACUCUGCCCAGCUCAGUGAACGCCUUGAUGAAAGGAUUUUUGUUUUAUAUGUUUAUAAGAAAAUGUUCCAUUCCUUCUGUUCUUUAAACCAGUUGAUUUGGUUCCCAGUUUACAUUGCGUCCUUGUUUUCACUUGUUCGCUCCUGUUUGCGUCCUGGCUGACCUGCACAGGUUCAUCACCACCGCUGUGAGCACACAGGAUGUCAGAAGAGAUGUCAAAAGAUGUUAAACACAAUGUUUUUUCUAAUAAAUGGUAUUCACAACACUCGU